Molecule: messenger RNA, 2415 nt
Organism: Brenthis ino (lesser marbled fritillary)
Lineage: Eukaryota; Metazoa; Arthropoda; Insecta; Lepidoptera; Nymphalidae
Source: the annotation of a GenBank genome assembly
AUGGCAACGAUAGUCAUGCAAAGAGAUCUUGUGGUUACUUUAAAGAAGGAAACAAUUCUAAAUAUUGGGUUACUCAGCAAGUUACACCCAAUGCCUGGUGAAUUAUCACGUUUAGUAUUAAAGGAUAAUGCUUUAGAGAAGCCUACACAGAAUUUGUUCAAUAACUUGUCGUAUUAUUUGGUGUCAUUAAUUGAUUCACAAGUUCAUGCGUCUCUACCAUGGCCUUUAUACGACACAACGGCAGAAAGAAAGUAUAGAAAUGAAUUGUAUAGAUUCAUAAGUGAAUAUAGUGCCUUAGGAUUAUUGACUCCUAUUAUGUGUUCAUAUUUAGUGAAUCCUGGUUGUUUUAAAGUGACAGUGUUAAUAUUCCAACUCUCGCAGUUGGCGGUAAAUCGUUUACUUACAUCAAUGAUGGUAAAAGACAACAAGAAAGACCUCUAUAAUACUAUGACUGAAAGGUACAAAUCACAGGAGAAAGAUGGUUUCGUUGAAUGUAUAGAAAAGGAAACGGCAGUGAUGCUAAGUAAAUUUUCUAAUUAUUUAUGCAAAAGAAAAAUUAUGGAACAAAUUGCCAUGUUAUUAAGGAAGAAAAUAACUGAAAUGGAACACACACUGUCUACUACAAAUGCCCAAGGAUAUAUAAAUAAUUUGGUUGACAAGUUCAUUGAAGAAAAUGAAAUUGAUGAUAGCUUUAAAGAUGAACUUUUGAGAAUUAAGAAUGUUAGUGAACAGUCAAGCUUUUUCAAUAAUUGGCUUUCGGAAGUGGACCAAAAAUUAGAUAACUUAGAAAGUAAUUGGGAUAUGAAAGUGUCACCACUAUUAAGUAAAUGUACAAAUAUAUUAGAACUUACAGAGAUAAUAAUACAGAGAAACACUGGUCAAGUUGAAAAGAGUUCCUAUACAGUAGAAUAUGAUUCAAAAAACGAUGAAAUUUUCACAACAGAUUUGCAAAAUCAAGUAAACAGCGAGCAGAAGUAUAUUCUGAGAAAUCUUGAGAAAGAUGGAAUAUUGAAUUUUCCAAAUUUAAUUAGAGCAUUUGUUAUUGCUGUUUGUUUCAUACUGAAAAACAAUGAAAUAAGUAAUGAUGUCUAUAAAUUUAAUGAAUACUUGGAUGGCGCUAAAAGAAAUUAUGGUGAAGUGGUUUCAGCUUUAAAGAUAUUAUUAGAAAGGGUCUUCAAUGCGGAAGCUAAACUUCAGCCUGCUUCAGUGAUAUACCAUCAGUCACUAUCCUUUAAAGAUUAUGUGGACAUACCUCCUAUACCAGAUCUUUCAGAUUUAAAAACAAAUAAGGAUCACUGCCAACUUUUAUUUGAGACAUUCACACCAUUGAAUUUAACAAGGCAUCAAUUCAAUUUGAGAAGGCGAACUAGUGGAACAUUUGUGAAGCCACAACCUAAGUCGUUAGUAACAACUUUCUACCAACCACCUAAAGAUGACUUCCUAAAAAGCUUAAUAUCUUGUAGAGUGAGUUCAUAUGAUACAAAUAUAUUACAGAACUGUCAUAACAUGUCCAUAACAUCUAAUAUGAAAGCUAGUGAAACCAUAGCAGAGUGUUCAUCAGGCUUUACCAAACAACAAAUUAUUAGGCUGCUUUCUACCAAAAAAUCCAGCAGUUCGAAGAAGUUUAAUUAUAAACAAGAGAGACCAGAUAUUAAAAUUAAGAAGGGAGGUCUUUUUAAUGAGUCAGUGGCAUCCAAUGAAAGUAAUGGACUGUUCCGAAGCUAUUCAUCUCCAAAUCUAUUUGAGAAUAGGGAAAAGCGAUCACUUGGUAACUUAAGGGGUAGAAAACUGUCCAUAAUGAAAGAAGACAGCCCACCUCAGUUUGAAGUUUCAGGAAUAGCAUGCUUAGAUCCAGAUAGCAACUGCAAUUCUCCACAUGGCUUUGGUAAUGCAGAAAGUUCUAGAAAACUAGACACAUCAAACUUCCCAAUAUUAGUUAACAAUGAGGCUGUUAACAAAAUUAACGAGGUCCUAAAUACCGUUAAAGUUGAUUUAACUAAUGAAAUGGAUAGUGUUGUGUCCCCAAUACUUGAAGUAUCUAGGAAGAGUAUAGAAGAUACACAGUCAUCAAAGACACCUAAGAAUAAUUCAACGAUAAUAAGAAAAACAAGUUCAUUAGAGAAAAUAAUUAAUCGUUUCAAAAAAGUUAGAGCAAGUGUGAUGCCACAAAAUGAUGAUGAUAUACCAACAAUAGAUGAAGAAAAGGAGAAAGUCCAUUUUGGAGUAAACACAAAUAGAAUAUUACUGCCUGAUCUCUUAAGUCCAAGUUGUGCUGUAGUUAAAUCAAAUACUAAUAUGAAUUAUUUGGAUCAACUGUGUCUGGAUAUGGAUAGAGUCGAGAGGCGGCCUCGAGAAAGUUUGGGAACUGCACUGGGGGUAGAUCAAACGUUUUUAGACCAAUUCGACCUAAUAGAC